Molecule: messenger RNA, 1209 nt
Organism: Dracunculus medinensis (Guinea worm)
Lineage: Eukaryota; Metazoa; Nematoda; Chromadorea; Rhabditida; Dracunculidae
Source: the annotation of a GenBank genome assembly
AUGCCAGAAAUAUGUAAAGCUGCUGGAAUUCCAAUAUACUGGAAGAAACCCGUUUUUGAUUCGUGUGCUCGUAAUCAACAAGAAACAAUAAGUUUAGCAGAUUUCUCGGUCUGGUGGAAUAGAAUGACAUCAACAGCACAUGAUGAAGCAUCUCGAUUCAUUUUUUCGUUGGCUGGCCCUAAUCGAAACUAUUUAAUUAAGGAAGAUUUCACAUCGAUGCUUCAGGAUCUUAUUGAUAGCUUCCCAGGCUUACAUUUCCUUCGAGAAGCACAAGAGUUUCAUUCACGAUAUGUCGAAACGGUAGUAGUUCGCAUAUUUUGGUCAGUGAAUCGAUCAUGGACGGGUAGAAUUACCGCAAAUGAAUUGAGGAGAUCCAAUUUUCUCCAGACCGUUCGUAAAUUAGAAACUACAGAUGAUAUAAACACGGUGACUGAUUACUUUAGUUACGAACAUUUCUACGUUAUUUAUUGUAAAUUUUAUGAACUUGAUAAGGAUCAUGACUUGAUUAUCAAUAAGAUUGAUAUAUCACAUCAUGCUAAUGGAGCUUUACCAUCGCCUAUAAUUGAUAGGAUAUUUAGUGGAGCUGUAACACGAUCGUCAUUCGGUCGUAGGAUACGUACUGCGAUUGAUACUAUAACUUACACAGAUUUUGUUGCAUUUUUACUUGCUGAAGAGGAUAAAAAGCAUCCUACAAGUAUUGAAUAUUGGUUUCGUUGCCUCGAUCUUGAUGGAGAUGGCUUAAUAUCGCUCUAUGAAAUGGAAUAUUUUUAUAAUGGUGUUAAGAGCAAAAUGGAUCAGCAUCACAUUGAUUCGAUGCGAUUCGACGAUGUUGUCUGCAAUCUUUUGGAUCUAAUUCAACCACGUUCACCAAAUGCUAUUGCUCUUUCUGAUUUGAAGCGAUGCUCGCUUUGUACGAGAUUUUUUAAUACUUUCGUAAACUGGGUGAAAUAUUAUGAGCAAGAAUCAAGCGAAGGUGAACGCGCAACUGUGACGGAUGGUGAUGAAGAGUUAAAUGAUUGGGAUCGUUAUUGCUUAGAAGAGUAUGAAGCACUUAUGGCCGAUGAUCAAGAAGAGGAGCCAGAGGAUAUAAAUUUAAAUCUUGAUGAUGAUGAUGAUUUAACGAAUGGAACGAACGUUAGUACCACUGUAAAUAUGACAUUACGCGAUUUUGAUACAAAACGAUCAAUGCCAAUCCUUGAAGCACUUUAA